Messenger RNA from Talpa occidentalis (Iberian mole), 460 nucleotides. RefSeq names its product epididymal protein 3B (gene EDDM3B). NCBI's taxonomy places the organism in Eukaryota, Metazoa, Chordata, Mammalia, Eulipotyphla, Talpidae. Bases 8 to 445 code for a protein of 145 amino acids. The transcript has a single exon. The record is from RefSeq and is a predicted model, not a curated record.
AACAGAGAUGCCAUCCUCCCUAAAAGUCCUAGGCCCUUUCUUGGCCCUGCUGUUCCCUCUAUGUGGACUCCUUAUACACAGCCAGAGCCUUUCCUGGAGAGAAUUUAUGAAACAGCACCACCUGAGCACAAGCUGGGAAUUUGACAAGUACAGAUGCAAUGAUCUCAUGAGGGACAAAAGAACUCCAAAAGACAACUAUCAGAUGUUCAUCUAUACCACAUGGCACAAAAUCGAGCAAAUAUGCAAUAGGAACUGGAGAGAUCGCUACAGAAAUGUAUAUAUAUGGACCCAGUAUCCCUUCAAAAUACUCAAGUGUUACCAAGGGGGGAAGAGAAAUAUCUACAAAGAGAGCAGGAGCUACAGCUAUAUUGAAUUCCAUUGUGGCAUGAGUGGGUUUGUUGAUAGCAUAGAGGACACCCGGUUGUUUCGGAGUAUCAGAAAAUAGAAUGUCUGCACACAU